Nematocida parisii ERTm1 is the source of this 1569-nucleotide messenger RNA. RefSeq lists its product as uncharacterized. The transcript has a single exon. Bases 1 to 1491 code for a protein of 496 amino acids. NCBI's taxonomy places the organism in Eukaryota, Fungi, Microsporidia. Gene Ontology annotation, molecular function: protein binding. The record is from RefSeq and is a predicted model, not a curated record.
AUGGAAAAGGAGUUUCGUAUUGAAAAUUAUGGAGUGAAACAUCCAAAAACAAGAACUAUAAUAGAAGUAGAGAGGAAUAUUUCUGGGUGUUAUGCCGUGGUGUUAACAAACCAGAACACUGCGGUGUACUCAAACCGCGACAGUUUAUGUAAGAAAUCGCUGGACACUGAUACUGAGAAGAACAGCGAAAAAGUGUUCAGUCGUUCAUCUGGAACAGAUGCUCGUAUUGCAACAAACGAUUCAAUCAUAGCAUUAUUCAACAAAGAAGGUAAAAUACGUUUGGUUGACUAUGAUGGGAACAGGCUUUCUUUUAUAGACACGGGAAAUGCUCCCUUGCGUGCACUGGGUUUUCUAUCGAGUGAAGUGCUGUGCGCUGGAGGGGAGUCGUGUAAAGUGUUCGUGUACUGUAUAUACGAUACUAGCAGACUAACUGAACUUACGUACUCUGACUAUGUAGACAGUAUAUCUUCAAACGGCAAGUACAUGGCUGUAUCAUUAGCAAGUGGUGAAUUACACAUAUAUGAGUACGCGAUAUCUGACACUGGUGCUUCUGGUGUUGUAGGAAGAAAGAAAGUGAAAAUAUCCGUGAAUGAAGUGGCUGAUUUAUACGUGGAAAAGUCUUGUAUAGUGCAGUUCAUUAAUGAAACACAGUUAUUCAUUGGUCUGUGCAACGGCACGGGAUAUAUUUACUGUAUGGAAGAGAAAGCAAUAACAAUAGCAUCUUCCAUGCACUCUAAAGGAUUUACUAAGGCAGAAGUGCACGGGGAGUAUUUAAUUACAUCCUCACUAGACGGAAGGCUGAGAGUAUCCACACACACUUUAAGAGAAGUAUCUUCAUUAUACGCAGGAUCAUCUAUCCAAGCAUUCAAUGCACUCUUCAGUAAAUCCAACGACUCUCACAUCACUGGAAUACAGUAUAUUAUAUCCACAACUACAGGAAAUGUUCUUGUAUACAGAGACAGAUGGACACCAGAGCCAGUCACUCCAGUGCCUGUAAUACAAAAAAGCGGACCACAAAACAUACGCGAAUACAAUAAACAAGACACAACUGAAACCCGCACACUUUCUGUGCACAUGCAGUCAGACCAUAAGAAAGGAAAGUUUGGCCGUUUCAUGAGCACUUUCCAGUACAGAAAAGCACUACUGGCUGCAAUAGAUUUAAAAAAUGUAGAAACCAUAACCAGUGUAAUGGAUUAUCUCCAUAGAAUAGACCGGUUGCUUAUUUCUGUUUCUUCUUUAACAGAUGAAAAUAUUUCUGUUGUAGCAGAAAUAUCCGUUGAUAUGCUGAAAAUCAGAGAAUUUUUUGAUUUGGCAAAUUCUGUUCUUGUGUACUGUGGUAAUGUACUUCAGAGCAGAGAGUCUGCUGAAGGAAAUCCUAUUUAUGAAAUAAUUGGCAGGGCAGUGCAGGAGAUUGAAGAUGAGUAUCUGGUGCAGAGUGUACUAGCCGAAACAACCGAAUAUAUCAAGGGAUUACUUACACCAAGCAAAUAGCUUGGUUUAUUAUAGAAAAGGUAGUAAAUAUCUUAUUAAGUAUCCAUUAUUUAUACCCACAAAUAAAUUGAAUGAAAG